Stomoxys calcitrans (stable fly) is the source of this 5172-nucleotide messenger RNA. Its product is annotated as sex-lethal homolog. The transcript has 8 exons. The coding region runs from base 344 to 1291 and encodes 315 amino acids. The record is from RefSeq and is a predicted model, not a curated record. Gene Ontology annotation, cellular component: spliceosomal complex. Gene Ontology annotation, biological process: sex determination; alternative mRNA splicing, via spliceosome; positive regulation of mRNA splicing, via spliceosome. Gene Ontology annotation, molecular function: RNA binding. Lineage: Eukaryota; Metazoa; Arthropoda; Insecta; Diptera; Muscidae.
GUAAUCGAUUAGGAAUUCAGUUUGCUUCCUCCCGCUUGCGAUUUGUAUUUUAUUUUUUCGCUUGGCACGCGCUGUGUGUAUUCCGUGAUUCCGGAUCCCGUGGAUCGUCUUGUGUAAUAAUUUAUUAUCAAUAAAAUAAAUUAUUAAAAGGCUUGUGUGUAUACGUGUCUGAAAAAAACAAAAAUAAAAAAUAAAAAAGGAAAAAGAAACAGCAACAGCAAAAAUAAAAUCACAAUUUAACAUCACCACAGCAGCAUACAUCGGCAGUAAAGGAAUAGUGCUGAAAAUUAAAGGAAAAAGAUUCAAUAACCGGCACCGCAACCAGAGACAUCAGUCUUUAAAUAUGUAUCGCGGCGAACGUAUGUGGCGCAUGUCGCACUCACUGCCCUCUGGCAUGUCACGUUAUGCGUUUUCACCACAGGACACAGAUUUCACGUCAUCGUAUCCAGGCCCCUCAGCUAUGAAUCCGCGCGGUGGGCGUGGUGGUUAUAAUGAUUUUUCAGGUGGCGGCAGUGCCAUGGGCUCCAUGUGCAAUAUGGCGCCAGCGCAUAGCACAAAUUCCAUCAAUAGUGGAGGAGAUGGUGGCGGCGGCGGCGAUCCCCAGGGCGUCAACGGUACCAAUUUAAUUGUGAACUAUUUGCCUCAAGAUAUGACAGAUCGCGAACUAUAUGCGCUGUUUAGAACGUGUGGUCCCAUCAACACUUGUCGAAUCAUGAAAGACUAUAAGACUGGCUACAGUUUUGGUUAUGCUUUUGUUGAUUUUGCUUCCGAAAUUGAUGCCCAAAAUGCGAUCAAGACUGUGAAUGGUAUUACAGUGAGGAAUAAACGUAUAAAGGUUUCAUAUGCCCGACCUGGUGGUGAAUCAAUUAAGGAUACCAAUUUAUAUGUCACCAAUUUGCCACGUACAAUCACCGACGAUGAACUGGAGAAGAUCUUUGGCAAAUAUGGCAGCAUUGUACAAAAGAACAUACUCAGAGAUAAACUAACCGGUAGACCGCGAGGUGUAGCAUUUGUAAGAUUUAACAAACGUGAAGAAGCCCAAGAGGCCAUAUCAGCUUUAAAUAAUGUUAUACCGGAAGGUGCCUCCCAGCCAUUAACUGUACGACUGGCCGAGGAGCAUGGCAAAAUGAAAGCUCACCAUUUUAUGAACCAGUUGGGUAUGGGCCCACCGGCAGCGCCCAUACCAGCGGCUGGGCCAGGCUACAACAACAUGGUGCACAGAGCGUAUAACUAUUCUGGACUUUUGGAUGGUUUUUAUCGCAAUAAAUCCUAUCACUAUCCCUAUUUAUAAUUCAGCCAUACUUUAGUGUAAAUAAUAGUUUAAAAAUAUAUAAAUUACUUAGUAUUACAUACUACAUAUUUAAUAACUUGUAUAAUGCGCUUAGGUUUAAAUUGUAUAAGGACAACUAAUUUUUAAAAAUAACUUAAUUUAAUUAUUUAAGCUCAUGCGUUAUGUUUAAAAAUUUACUAUUAUUUUUUUAUUAUUAUUAAAAUUUUGAAUAGGAACAACAACAACAACAACUAAGAAAGCAUACUUUAUAAAAGAAACUUGUGUAAAUUAAUAUGAUGCGACAAUUGUGUUGUUUUCUACAUGAAAGACUAAAAUUUGAUUUACUAGUAUUACAAAAAACAAAAAAACUAAAACAAAAAAGAUGUAAGUAUAUUUACUCGAUGUAAAUCCCUACACCACUGUGUUAUAUUAUUUUCUGAACUCAUUAUGUUGAAUUUUCAUAGUUUGUAUUUUGUUUAUAGUUUUAAUAAAACAAAGACUGGAAUUUUUUAAAUUUGUUUUUCUUUUCUUUUCUACUAUUAUCUUUGUUGUCAUAAAGGUUUUUGUCUGAUUUGAAAUUUUUGUUAAUUUUUUCCAUUUUCCCCUCAAGAGUGGCAUAAUUUAGAUAUAUCAACCUAAUUCUGUAAGAUUCAUGAAGAUGUCUGCAAACCUUCUUUAAUCUCCAUAUUGACAUUUAAGCCCUAUGGCUAGGCAGGGUAUCGGGUAGGUUAUAGGUUUUACUUUCCCUUUGACUUGUGAUUAUCACGCGAAUGGGACGUAAAACUACACAAAAAUCCGUCAUAAGAUUUCUGAAAUAAAACCAAAAAAGUUUUACACCGCAACAAAUUCGUUUUAACGCUUAGUAUGCGUGAUUGAAAUUGAGUUGAAGAAUUCAACUCAAAGGGCAGGUCUGUAUAACAAUCAUCUAUUGUAUAAAGAUAUGUGUCGAAAUGAAGUCAAUCUGGCAUGACUUAGCGAAAUCCCAUUCUAUGAAAAGCCAAGAUAAAAUAGAACAGUAAUGGGCACACUAACAUAGUUGAAAAAAAUAAUAAAUUGUGUUUUGUAUGGGGGGGCAGUUAAUCUUGACCAAUCAGCCAAGUGCAAAAAAAAAAACAACAAUGCAAUGUAAAAUAACAACAAUGCGUCGAGCGAACGAAGGCACACGAACUGCUUACACUAUUUGUGCGCUUCUAUUCGUUUUUUCUCUGCCUGCGUGCAUAGCAAUUUAUGUGCGGUUAUAUGUUAUUGCCCAUCUAUGAAAGAGAAUAUCGGUUUUUAGUAACAACAGCAAAAUAUUUGCUAAGGUAGCUCAUACCCUUUACUUGGCCAAAAUUAAGCGAAAUGCGAUAAAGAAGUACGCAAAAUGUAUGUUCAAGAAGUCUAAUCACAAAUUGGGUUUAUAUGGCAGGUACAUAUAAGUAAACAAGGAUCGAUAUAAACCACAGUUGAUAUGGGUUUCGAGAGAUUAAAAUAGAUUUAUUACAACUAAUGUCACCAAAAUCGUACAAAUCAAUAAAAAGUAAAGAAAUGGGCAAAGCCGAAUGCUAGAUUUGCACAACGUGCAAAAAUUUAAUUAUUUAAAGGCGCCAAUAGCCCGCCUUGCCAUACCGAGUAUCAUAGGCACUCAGUUUUAAUGCAAAGCUAGUCCCGUCCGGUCUCUCACUGAGUCUCUCCGCUCAAUACCGCUGAUUGUUUGCUACUGCCGUUGAAGCUACUCCGUAUGGAGCAUUCCACUAUCUGCAACCUGUGAAUGCUCCACGUAGCUCUCAGCUAAGCUUCUCGAGACAAUGAUGAACACCACACAGAUAGGAUCUCAAAGUUCCAGCCUGUAUGGUGCUCACAGCUAUCCCGUGCCGGCCCUAAUUAUUCUCCAUUUCAUGCACCUAAGUCGGUUGAAGUAUGGUAUUGUUACCAUCUAAGUGCCGUUGCCUGUUAGCAGCAAAGGCCGGGCCAGUAUAUAGGAAAUGCUCCAACGUCUUAUCAUCUUCCCCUCGUGCCCUACAUAUGCUAUCACUUGCCGCACUAAUUUGGCGUAAGUGAGCUCGUAGUUCAAUGUGUCCCGUUUUGAUACCGAAAGUUAUACUGAUCCCUUUUUUUACUUCCUUUCAAUAAUAGACUCGUCCUCCCACGAUCCGGAUCUUCUCAUAGGAUUUUCGUGGUCCUACCGAACGCUCGCAUCGAUUACGCCCUUGACUCGGACUUCGUCGAGACGCUAGAAAACCAUUGAUAUUCGCUCCAUGCGAUAGUUUCGAUAUUUUCCUUCAUAGUAUAUAUUCGAUAGUAUCGACAAAUUUGUUAAAUAUGUUAUGAAAUGUUAAAAGAAAACACGUAAAAACGUGUAAAUUCGACGAGCUUUGAAUAUCCACUAUGUACCUGUACAACAGCUAUACUCGAGCUAUAUUUGAAAAAAGAUUAUAUUAAAAACGCCUUACAAAUGUAUGUUCUGAGAACUCUAAACCCGGCUCUUGGGCCUUUCUGACCUAAUACUGUCACACAAAGUUGGCAUUUCCCACAUAGGCCCUUAACCCGGUGGCGCACGGGAUCUCACUGAGACUCUCCACUCGAUACCACUGAUUUUCUACGACUGCAAUUACAGUUACUCCGUAUGGAGCAUUCCACUAUCCGCAACCUGUCGACGCACCCGGUAGCUCUAAACUGAGCUUCUCAUGACAACAAUGAACGCCACAUAGAUCGGAGCAAAAAGUGAACGCCUGUGUGGUGCUCAUAGCUAUCCCGUGCCACUCAUCCAUAGGAGUGGCGAAAAUAUGACCGCCCGCGGCGUCGCUGUGCCACUUGGCUACUACGACUUAAAGUGUCUUACCAAUCAGGAAUAUACAUAUAUUUUUUGUGGGGUCUUAGACCAAUAUUACGAGGUGUCACAAAUCGAAUGACAAAGUUGGUAUACCCCCACUCCUAUGGUGGAGGGUAUAAAAAUGCUGCCAGCAUUAGUAAGGUGGUAAAAGCAGCAAACAAAUUUAAUUGAUGUUCUCACCAGUAUUUGAACCCAGGCGUUUUAUGUUGUAUCCAUAUUCAUAAAUUCACAAAAUUUCAAAUAUCUGUACACAACUGUCAAAAAAAAAAAAGAUUCUUUAGAUAGGGUUAUGGCGUUUUCGUUCUUAUUCGUCGAAAAUGUGUGUAUGCUACAUAGUCGUACAUCGGACUUUCCGACAGGGCAUCUCUGCUUAUAACUAUGACUAUGUUAUAACGGGACCAGGGGCCGUUUUGAAUCGGCAUUAAAUAGGAGGUCCCUUUUUGUUGAUUCUUUUUUCCGGAUGGACGGAAAUGGCUAGUUUGAUUAAUAUUUGCGAUGUGAUGCAGUCAAAAUGAUUUUUAUGGAAAUGUUUAAUUGAGAUAUUCUAUCUGUUUGACAAUAUUUAGCAAUACGAGUAUACAAAUUAGUUGUUUUAUUAAGACGCUUUCUGAGGAGAUGAAGUAGCGUUCAUCGAAACUAAUCUGUCAACCCUGCUCGCAACAAUUCAUAGUUUGAUAAGCUAUGAAAUCGUUUAAGACGAACGAAGACUUAAAAAAGCUUGACUAAUAAACAAUGUUCUUAGCUUGACUAAUGACUAACUAAAAAUACAACUAUUUUUAUUGGAAAACAAUCAGUGAACUCAUUAUGAACUUCUUCUAGAUUAUUCAUUAUGCAUAUGUUAAUGAAUAAAACUAUUAAAAAACGAAUGAAUAUAAUAAUAAUACUUAAUUGUUAAUUUUUUUCUUACAAAAUUAUUAUUCAAUAGAUUGGUAUUAAAAAAUAGAAAAUUUUUAUUUAAUUUUAUGCAAAGAUUUUUAUCUAAAAAAGUUAAACAUUUAAAUAAAAUCUUAAAAACACUACAAAAUGAGAAAAACCUAAAUCAGUUUAAAAAGUACAAAAAAAUAAUUAAUCUUUAAACCCUAAUUUUCUA